CUUUUAUUGCGGCUAAUUUGACGCAUAUGGUUUCUAUUCCCCGGGGCCACAGUGUUUUCAACGGGACUCAACUUACUAUUUACUGGAGUCGCUAUGGCCGCUUGACUGAGGCUGUUAUACCCUCACUUAUCAUUUGUUCGAAACAGUUAUACAAACUUUUACGGAAAAACAUCAGCCUUUUGUAUAGUUUUUAUGUCAAGAAAGAAGGAUGCAACCCCCACCGAGAAAGGUCCGGGUCACCCAGGAGCUGAAACACACUCAUGCAGAGCAGAUGAGCCGACUACACAUCAAACACCAAACAGAAUGUGACCUCCUGGAAGACCUGAGGAGUUUUAGCCAAAAGAGGGCAGCUGUGGAGAGGGACUACGCCCAGGCCCUCCAGAAGCUGGCGAAUCAGUACCUGAAGAGGGACUGGCCCGACGGUCUGACGGAAGAACAAGAUCACAGGAACAUGUAUUGUGUAUGGAGGGCCUAUUUGGAAGGUACAGUCCAGGUCACCCAGUCCAGAAUCAGUGCCUGUGAAAACUACAAAGUCCAGGUUGCCGAUCCAGCCAAGACGGUCAGACUGCAGAAGGAGCAGCAGCUGAGGAAGUGUAUUGAUCAGCUAACGGUGGUUCAAGCUGAGCUGCAGGAGUCGGUGAAGGAGCUGACCAAGAGCAGGAAGAAGUACCAGGAGGCUGAGACGAUGGCGCAGGCCGUCCGGGAGAAGGCGGAGCUGGACGCCAAGUCCAAGCUAAGUCUCUUCCAGUCCAGAUCCAGUCUUCAGAGGGCAAGUGUGAAGCUGAAAGCCAAGAGGAGCGAGUGUAACUCAAAAGCCACGCACGCCAGAAACGACUACCUUCUCACACUAGCAGCCGCCAACGUUCACCAGCAGCGCUACUACAACACAGACCUCGUGGACUGCAUCAAGGUGUUAGAUGGCAGAAUCUAUGAGCAGGUGAGAGAUUACCUGGUCUCACUGUGUCAGACUGAACUCGAAAGUUACCAGGCCGUCCACAACACCUUCAACCAGCUCCUGAACAGCUCACAUGGGGUACUGCAGGAGUUUCACCAGCAGCUCUUUGUGCAGAAGAACCUCGCGUUCCAGCAAGCGCCAGACUUCCUGUUCCAGCCCGUCGACGCAGAUACGGUGAUGCAGCUGCAGAAGGAGAGCGGAACGGCGGAGGAGCACAGCCUGGACAAAGAGGCGAGGAAAUGGGCGAGCCGCGUGGCCCGAGAAUACAAGAGCAUCAUCCACGCCCAGAGGGCCUUGGAGGAAUAUGGGACUCAAGAAUCAUCUGAGAACAACAGCGAGCUGGAGACCAAGAUGGAGGUGGCCAGGCAGAGUCUUCGCAGGGCAGAGACGGUGAAGGUGAAAGCCGAGGCCCGUCUGGACCUGCUGAGGCAAGCGGGUGUUGCUGUUGAAACGUGGCUGAAGAGCGCCAUGAACCAGGUGAUGGAGGAGCUGGAGAACGAACGCUGGAACAACCUCAGUGCCCACGAUCCUUCACUCUCUGGAACAGCAGAUUUGGAGCGAGAGGAUGAGGAGGAGAUGGAGGACAGCGGUGAAGUGUUAGAUGACAGCAGCUCCAGUCCCUCCAGCACCUUGAAAAACUACCCCCUGACCUGCAAAGUGCUCUACUCCUACAAGGCGUCUCAGCCAGAUGAACUGACCAUUGAGGAGCAGGAGAUCUUGGAGGUCAUUGAUGAUGGAGACAUGGAGGACUGGGUCAAGGCCAGAAACCGCAGUGGACAGGUAGGCUACGUCCCAGAGAAAUACUUGCAGCUGCCUUCCUCCAACAGCCUGCUGAGUAUGCUGCAGGCUCUGGCAGCACUGGACGCCAGAUCCCACUCGUCCAGUAACUCCACCGAACCUGAAACAGAGUUACCUACAGGCUCUGUCAACGGAGACUGCAGUGUGUCGUUCGCCAAAGCCCUGUAUGACUACGCGGGACAAACAGAUGAUGAGCUGUCAUUUCCAGAAGGUGCCAUCAUCCGCAUCCUGAGCAGGGAGACCCACGAGGACGAUGGUUUCUGGGAGGGAGAGUUCAAUGGCGUCGUCGGCGUCUUCCCUGCGGUUCUGGUGGAGGAUCUGACCGGCGCCAGCGAGAAUGGAGACGCACAAAGAGAUGACAGUGCACAGGCUUCCCCCUCCCCUUUGGCCCAGUGCGAGCGAUCCCCUCGUAGUCCCUUCCAGCCGGGGCCUCUCCACAGCAGCCCCCUGCAGACGCCCACCAUGUCCUCUCCUCAGUCGAGUCCCUGCAGCGCCACACCCUCUCCCAUUGGCCGACCGCCCUCCUAUCACAACGGACACCACAGGCCACCGCCAGCGCCGCACAAAAGCCCUUUUCAGAGUCCAGCCCAAGGCUCCCCUCAACCUCCCAAAUACCCUGAAAGUGGCUCCAUUCGACCCGUGCGUGCUGCUCCUCCGCCCCCUAAGCAGCAUCCUCGUGGGCAGGUGAAGCGGAGGGAGGAGGUGGAGAUCACGCUGGUGUGAAGGCAGCACCCUGGUGGUGGUGGCGACGGCGGCGGCGGCGACUCCGUUCAAACCAGCUGGGACUUGGCGGCUCUGUGCCUCUGAACGCCCUCCCAAAGGAAACCCGUGGACACCUCAACCCGCUGAACACGCCUGGAGGCCCGGAGAGACCUUCCACCUCGUCCCCCUCGUCUUCUCACGCGACACGUCCGAGGGUUUGUGUGCUGUGGAGGAAUAUUGUGCCUUUCUCUUAACUCUGCUCCUGUCCUUUCCUCUUCUUCUUCAUUUGUUCGGGUUCUCACACUCCUGUCACUGAGCGUUUGUCCAGAAUCAGAGUGGGACAUCCUCCAUUCCGUGCUGUCCAUGUCUUCUACCUGGACAUGUCUCAGUUCAGACAAAAUAUAUCGACAGAAUAUCAGUAUCUUCAAAUGUCAGUCCUGGUAUUAGUUUUUGCAAAGCUCACGCUGUUCAGAUCAUUUUUCCUCUUCUUUUCUGUGGCUCAUAGCAUUUGAUGUGUGACCCUGCAGGUCAUGUGACCUGUCACAGUGUAGCACAACAUCCCUAAAACCUCCUGUUGUGAGAAGUUGAUGUAAAGGGUAAAGUCACAUUAUUUGCUCGCAGUGGGGGAAGCAAAUCCACGCAAAUCCUGAGCACCAAGUUCAGCUACAAAACCACACGAGUCCACGGGAUAACAUUUAAAGUGAAUGACAUGGAUCAGUGACAAGUUGAGGGAAACUUGAGAGUCCAAAGUGGAGGAAACUAUCAUAGCUUUUUAGCUGAGCUGCACCAUCAACGUUUGCCGAGAGUCAUCGUAACAACAAAAACGAACAUGACAUUAAUCUUCUCGAACUCUCCGCAAGGAAUUGAAAUGUUUAACGUUAGUUCCUGCAGCUGCACUGACCGGACUGAGAUCAGCACGUCCUAAUCAAGAAGAGCUGAAACAUCAUUUUCUUUGAUGAACACAACACUCACAUAAUAUUUUUAUUCAUAGGGCUGGGAAAUAUUAAUAUUUACCGUGAUAUGAGACUUGAGAUCUUUUUGUUGAUUUUAAAGGCUGCAUCGC
Molecule: messenger RNA, 3518 nt
Organism: Scatophagus argus
Lineage: Eukaryota; Metazoa; Chordata; Actinopteri; Scatophagidae
Product: F-BAR and double SH3 domains protein 2-like
Exons: 20
Coding region: 209-2476 (755 amino acids)
Biological process (GO): regulation of actin filament polymerization; neuromuscular synaptic transmission
Cellular component (GO): neuromuscular junction; recycling endosome
Molecular function (GO): protein binding
Source: RefSeq, a predicted model, not a curated record